AUGUCCGGCGUCUGGGGAUGGUUUGGAGGCGGGGCGGCGCAGAAGAAGGACAGCCCCAAAAAUGCCAUCCUGGAUCUGCGCUCGCAGCUCGACAUGCUGCAGAAGCGCGAGAAACAUCUCACGACCCAGAUGAACGAGCAGGAUGCCAUCGCGCGCAAGAACGUCAAUACGAAUAAGAACGCCGCGAAGGCUGCUCUGAAGCGCAAGAAGGCACACGAGCACAGUCUAGAGCAGACGGCCGCUCAGAUCGGGACGUUGGAGCAGCAGAUCAACGCUAUCGAGUCCGCCAACAUCAACCGCGAGACCUUGGCCGCAAUGCAGAGGGCCGGCGAGGCCAUGAAGCAGAUCCACGGCAAGCUGACUGUGGACAAGGUGGAUGAGACCAUGGCACAACUCCAGGAGCAGAACGCGCUGAGCGAAGAGAUCGUCAACGCCAUUACCAGCAACCAAAUCGGCGAGCCCAUCGACGAAGAGGAAUUGGACGAGGAGCUGGAGGCUAUGCAACAGGAGCAGUUGGACGAGCAGAUGCUCAAGACAGGCACAGUCCCGGUGGCGGAUUCGCUGAACAGGAUGCCGGCCGUGGCAAAUGGCGAGAUCAAGGGCAAGACACCAGUUGCCGAGGAGGACGACGAGGAGGCCGAACUCAGGAAGCUGCAGGCCGAGAUGGCCAUGUAA
Molecule: messenger RNA, 675 nt
Organism: Neoarthrinium moseri
Lineage: Eukaryota; Fungi; Ascomycota; Sordariomycetes; Amphisphaeriales; Apiosporaceae
Exons: 4
Coding region: 1-675 (224 amino acids)
Biological process (GO): late endosome to vacuole transport via multivesicular body sorting pathway; vesicle budding from membrane
Cellular component (GO): multivesicular body; ESCRT III complex; cytoplasmic side of plasma membrane
Source: RefSeq, a predicted model, not a curated record